AAAAAAAAAAAAAAAAAUUGGAUUGCGUAAGUACCCUGUGAUUUUGUAAUUAUUCAUCUAAACUUAAAAUUUAAUAUUUCUUUCUUUUAGAAAAAAUUGACAUGCUCCAUACCACUGUUUACACAGACCAUCCAAUGAGUUUCCUGGGCUCUUCCACAGCUUUAGAGAUUAAAUAACUUACGGAUAAAGAAAAUUUGGAUGGUAAAAUUGAAUAUUGUAACUAUGCAAUGGAUUCCUCAGUGGAAAACACGUAUGUAAACAAAAUGUGGGUUCAAUGUGAGAAUGAAAAUUGUUUGAAAUGGAGAUUGUUAUCAAAUGAGGAUGCAGCCAAAGUUGAUCAUAAUGAACCUUGGUACUGCUUCAUGAACGCUGAUUCAAGAUAUAAUAACUGCUCAAUUUCUGAAGAAGACUUCCCUGAAGAGUCUCAACUUCAUCAGAGUGGAUUUAAGAUUGUCUAUUCACAGCUCCCUCUUGGAAGCCUGGUUUUGGUAAAAUUACAGAAUUGGCCAAGUUGGCCAGGAAUACUUUGCCCUGACCAUUUUAAACGGAAGUAUGUGACCUAUGACCUGGAUGGAAAUGUUGAAGAGUAUCACAUAGAAUUCCUGGGUGAUCCCCAUUCCAGAUCAUGGAUAAGUGCAACAUUUGUUGGACAUUAUAGUAUCACAUUAAAGCCAGAAAAAUGUAAGAAAAAAAAGAAAUGGUAUAAAAGUGCACUGCAAGAAGCAUGUCUACUCUAUGGAUAUUCUCAUGAGCGAAGACUGGAAAUGUGCUGCCUGUCAAAACAAAAAGAUAAAUCCAAAACACAUGACAAAGUUGCUGCACUGGCCAAGAAAAGGAAGCAGAUUUCUAAAAAUAAUAUUGAAAAGAGAAAGCCCAAAUUUAGAAAAAGGAAAAGGAAAGCAACUUUAACAUACUCUUUUGAAAAUGUUUGUUAUGAUGAUGCCUUAUCAAAGGAAAACAUGGUUGUCUCUGAGACAGAAGUUUUACUAAAAGAGCUGGAGCAAAUGCUACAGCAAGCACUGCAACCCACAACCACAGCUGAGGAGCCUGAAGAAGGACAUGGAGAGGAAAUAAAUACUGGAGGAAAGCAAAGUCAUCUGGAGUAAUCCAACUACCACACCAUGAGGGCAUUCUAGCAAAUCUAUAGAGAGGUUUAUGUGGUAAGAAACUGAGGCCUCCUGCCAACAACCAGCACUAACAUAACAGCCAUGUGUGGGAGCUGUUUUAGAAGUAAUCAGUCAGCCUCAGUCAAGCCUUCAGAUAACCACAGCCCAGGCUGACAUCUUGACUGCAACGUCAUGAAAGACCCUGAGCCAGAACUUCUUAGCUAAGAAUUGCCUAGAUUCCUGACACAAACUCAUGUUUUGAGGUAAUUUCUUAUACAUCAAUAGAUAACCUAAUGUAAUAUGUGAUGGGCUUGUCUCACCAAAUAGAUUAUAAGCAUAUUAGAGAAAAGAACCGUUAAGUUUCAUUUCUCACAGUGCUUGGAGUAGCAUUGAGAGACUUGUCUCAAUAACUGAUGUUAAUGCUUCACAAUUACAUUCUAGUCAAGUCAACAAAUAUUUAUUAAUGCCUACCAGAUACUCUUAUAGGGGCUAAGAAUAAAAGUAAACAUCAAGGGACAAGAUAAAUUCUAAUGGAGAAGACAGAUAAUAAUUUAAAAAUAGAUAUGGGUCAGGUCAAUGAAUCAAUGAGGAUAUGAAGCUAAGAAGAAAGCCAAAACAAGGAUGGGGGGAUAAUGAGAUUUUAUAUAUUUAGACAGGGUGUCAGAAAGGCCUCUCUGGUUAGACAUUUGUGCAUAGAACUAUGCAUGUAUCUGGGAAAGAGCAUCCCAGGCAGAAGGAACCCCAGGUUCAAAGGUCAUGAUACUGCCAAACAAUGGCAUAUUCAAUAAGGCCAAUAUGGCUAAGGCCGAGUUUGCUAUUGCUUCAGAUUUUACUCUUUAGUUAACUGAGUUUCUCAUAAAUGCAACUUUACAUUUGAAUCUCUCACAGUGGCUUGCAUCCCUCUUUUGCUGAAUUUGAACAUGGCACCAAAUAUUGGUCUACUAUAAACAGAUCUGUUCAUGUAAGUUAGUCAUUUUAUAAACAUAUGAAUAUGGCUAAGUCAAAAUAAGCUAAUAUUUCUAAUUGGAAUGAAGAAUUAGAAAAUUUACUGAUUGCAAUCUUCUUGUUAUAACUUCUGUUCUCUGAAGCAUUCUGAUUUCCUUAAAACCAUUAGUGCCCACCAAUAAAUUAUAUAGCCUUUGUAGUAACAAAUAUGUUUGAAUAUUACUGACAUUGUAGGGAAGAAUCAGGCUCAUUCAGUAUAUGUUUAUUAAGAAAUAACUUCUCAAAUUGACAAAUGAUUAGGUCUCCCAACAGAAGAACAAAUAAAAUCCCAUUUUCUAAGUCAUCUGUCAUUCCACGCUGUGGACUUUACUUCUUUUCCGUUACUUCUGAAACACAUAUCAUGGUGAAUCAAAUGAUCAUUGAAUAAUGAAUUUGGCCUUGAUUACUGUGUGUUAGUGAUCAUAAAUAAAUGAAGUUAUGUAUGUAUUUCAUGAACAUCUGAAUGUUUUAAUCUUACAUUUCACCUCAGAUUACCAAGUGAAGUGUAUCCUUAUUUUAAAAGUAAACACUCCUUUGAGAGGCAUAAUACAUAACUUAAACUCACAUUUAACAUUUUAAAUUAUCAUGUAAAUAAGAACUCCUGCAUUAUUUUACUAUGACAUUAUUUUACGAUUUACUGGUGUUCUCUCUUUAAAAGAUGAGUGAUUUUCUUUCUUGUAUGCUUCCUUUUAUAAACAUAAUCUUGGCAAAUUAAUGAAUUAUUUUAUUUGUGCUUUAAUUUUAAAGAGCAAACUUCACAGAGGACACAUGGGGGAAGUGGAGAAUAGGGAAUAACAAGGCAGAACAAGGGGGAAUCAAAGAGAGGAAGCCAGAAAGAGAGAGACACAGAAAUAGAAAGAUACAAAGACAGAAAAAUUCUGAUAGCUUGUGUGCAUGUGGUGUGGGGAGGAGGAGUAGGUGUGCAUUUGUGUGUGUGUGUGCAGGCAAGACAGUGAAGAGAUAACUACUGAGAUAGAGCCAGAAAGG
Messenger RNA from Sapajus apella (tufted capuchin), 3077 nucleotides. RefSeq names its product zinc finger CW-type and PWWP domain containing 2 (gene ZCWPW2). Bases 228 to 1106 code for a protein of 292 amino acids. The record is from RefSeq and is a predicted model, not a curated record. The transcript is spliced from 9 exons. Gene Ontology annotation, molecular function: zinc ion binding. Gene Ontology annotation, cellular component: nucleus. NCBI's taxonomy places the organism in Eukaryota, Metazoa, Chordata, Mammalia, Primates, Cebidae.